This is a messenger RNA of Bacillus rossius redtenbacheri, 3877 nucleotides long. Its product is annotated as adipokinetic hormone/corazonin-related peptide receptor variant I-like. Bases 27 to 1334 code for a protein of 435 amino acids. Lineage: Eukaryota; Metazoa; Arthropoda; Insecta; Phasmatodea; Bacillidae. The transcript has 8 exons. Gene Ontology annotation, biological process: cellular response to hormone stimulus; G protein-coupled receptor signaling pathway. Gene Ontology annotation, molecular function: vasopressin receptor activity; peptide binding; adipokinetic hormone receptor activity. The record is from RefSeq and is a predicted model, not a curated record. Gene Ontology annotation, cellular component: plasma membrane.
ACAAACAAGCGCGAUAAGCCCCGCCCAUGCCGAGAGCGCGACUCUGCGCUGCCGUCUCUCUCCCCCACCAGUGGCGCGAGCUGGCACAGGACGACGAGACACGCCGUCCACGCCGCUCCGAGCACGUGGUCUCGUCCACCGACACGGCAGGUCAGGGUUGGGGUUGCUCCCGCAGUUCCUUCCCUUCCUGUGCACGUACACAGUCUCUUCCCGUCUGCCGCCGGAGAACCAUGUACAGAGGAGAGGCGGCCAUGAACGCCAGCGGGGGCGCGGUCCAGCGCGCCAACCUGACGGACGUCAUGACCUUCAACGCGACGCACGUGCUGUCCAUGGCGAGCUUCAGCUUGAUGAUGGUGGUGUCCUCGGUGGGCAACAUCGCCGUGCUGUGCACCCUGCUGCGUCGCAGCAAGCGCUCGCGCAUCAACCUCAUGCUCACGCACCUGGCCGUCAGCGACCUCUUGGUGACCUUCGUCCUGAUGCCCAUGGAGAUCGCGUGGAACUACACGGUGUCGUGGCGGGCGGGUCCCGUGGCCUGCCACAUCAUGGCCUUCUUCCGGGUGUUCGGCUUCUACCUGUCCAGCGCCGUGCUCGUCUGCAUCACCGUGGACAGGUACUUCGCCGUGCUGAAGCCCAUGAGCCUGAAGACCCAGAGCGCCAGACGCAUGCUGGCCGCGGCCUGGACCACGUCCAUCGUCAGCAGCCUACCCCAGGUGGCGAUAUUCCACCUGGAGUCUCCCGAGGGCAUCCCGGAGUUCGUCCAGUGCGUCGCGUUUCACUCGUCCCCGACGGCCGGGGUGGAGCUCGCCUACAGCUUCUUCAGCAUGCUCAUGAUGUACGGGAUCCCGCUCCUGGUCAUCGUGUUCUGCUACGUGUCCAUUCUGAUGGAGAUCUGCCGCCGCUCCAAGGAGACCUCCACCGACACGUUCAGGCGAUCCAGCCUGGGGUACCUGGGCCGGGCCAAGGCGCGCACCCUCAAGAUGACCAUCAUCAUCGUGCUGGUGUUCAUAGUGUGCUGGACGCCCUACUACGUCAUGUCCGUCUGGUACUGGUUGGACAAUGAUUCUGCAGAGAAAGUAAACCCGGUGAUACAGAAAGUACUGUUCCUGUUCGCGUCGACGAACACGUGCAUGAACCCCAUCGUGUACGGCCUGUUCACCCUCCGCACCUGCGGCGUGGGGAGGACGCAGCAGCUGAGCGACACCUCGGCGACCGGGCCCGUGGACCGGCCGGCGCGCAUUGCCGCGUGGAGGAGGAAGAGGGAGGCGGUGCGGCGCGAGCUGCUGAUGGACCUGGUGCGCGCGCACAAGCCCCGGGACGCGCCCACGGCGAGGUGAGCCCCUGCCGUCCGGGGGCCGAGACCUCGGGCCGCCGCGCUGCUGAGCCGCUCCGGCACCCUCCACCGCCGCUCGCACGGUGCGCAGACCUCCGGGUAGAGAAACCCGCGCGGUUGGAAAACUGCUCAAGACAUCCCGAGUGCGACAAACAUCUAAAUAAUACGCUGAGGGCGGAUGAAUAGUCCCGUUUCCGUAUUUUUUUUUUUGAACACUAUUCCUAGGAGAGUGUUUUCCGGGUAAAUAAUACUUUCUGGCAUGAGACAGCCUGUUGGAUAUUCUUGAAAAAAAAAAGCACUCGAGGGAUUUGCAAUGCACCUUCGUCUUCAUUCCUCCGCCGUGUCAAAUCUCCCAGUUGCCCUACGCACGACCGGGAAGACUGCAGGCCAGUUCAGAGCCUCGUGCGCAUACAGGCGACACUGCGCUGGAAGCACCGGAGCGCAUGGCGCUUAUCCCGCCUCACAAACACAGAUACACCCCUGACUAGGACUAACCAAGAAAUUCCAAUGUUUAUUACUCACACUAAUGCCAAUGCCGGCGCCAAAGUACGUCCCUUUCAGCCAAUGUGACCACACGAUGUCUGUACGCAAGUAUUUCCAACGUAACAGAAAGUCCCAAACAACCACCUCUCCCCAAAUCAGUUCCUAAUCAUCCACAAACAGUGAACUGUCUCCUCCCCAAAGGAGAAUUGUAUACAUAAAAUGGUUGAUUUAAUCAUUAGGUACAAUAUAUCACACUUUUUUUUCUAAACUGUUUAUUUAAUUUCUUCACACUGCCUGUACCCACACUUGAUAAAUGAGAGUACAGGUCAUGUUGCACUCUAAUGUUUACUGCUCCUAACAGUUAAUUCAUAGUUUUACAAAUAUGAUAAAGUAUUUCUGAAUCUUUGGCAGUGUUCCUUUUACUCAGAUUGUUUAAAAUGAUAAUAUGGUCCAUACAUGAUCGUUCAGCAGUUUUGCUCGUGCCUCAAUUGUCUUCCCUUUAAGUUGUGACUUUAAUUGAUUAGCACUGAGUCGGUAUCCAAGAAGUUCAUAGCACAUUAUAAUCACGGAGUCGUCACCUUAGGUCUCUGUGCAUGAGCAUACUUCAUAAAACCCUAUUUAAAAAAUCUUCCCUUAAAUUGCCUGUAUUUGGGGGGACUUCUAAAUAUUCCAGAAACCAAUGUACUAACACCAAUACCUUUAAAGUAUUUCAACUCAUUUUGUACAGUACUGAAGAUGCCUACUAUUCGGCCAUUUUGCCAGAAAAGUAAAAUAGUUUCUAAUUAUUAAAAUAUGUCCCCGCUUUUAAAUGUUCUACAUACCUACUUACUACUAUAAAACUGUCCUGCAAGUUCUUCAUAAAGUUUGUAACAAAUUCAUUGCUGUCAUAUGUUGAGCUUUUUGAUACCCAGCAAAUAAAAAUUCAGAACAAAUAUUUUCAUACUAUGAUCAGUGUUGUACAAAUUUUCACAUUCCAAAACAUGCAAGAAAAUAUUUUUUUACUAUGUGUCUUAGUAUUCAAUAAAUAAUCUAAAAUGUUAAUUAAUAUUGUGUGGUCAUAAGUGAAAUAACCGAGAGUUAUAAAAAUAUGCAAAUUAUACAUUUUCUUGUAUAGUAUGUAAGUAUUCUAUAUAACUUGUUUUUCACCAAUUCUUUCCAAGAUAAAAGUAUUUUAUAAAAACUUAUAAUUAUUUUAAAGAGCAAAACAAAAUUUAAAUGCUUCAAGAAAUUAUGUGAUUAGCACUGUACUGUUUUAUUUUUAAUUUGUUAGCAUAUUUAUGUAUUUAAUAAUGAAAUGAAAUGUAGGUAGUUUGAUGCUUAUGUUCUGAAAUUACAUUGUCAUUUAUGAUUUGAAAAACCAUUAUUACGUAUCCUAAAAGUUCAUUUUCUUGUACCAAUUUAUAGAUCAUUGAGAUUAUAAAAGCUAGUUACACACACUAUUUGUACAUGAAGUGCUUAACAACACUUUUUUAAACAACUUAUGCUGGUACUUCCCUAACAUGGACAAUUCUAUUAUAUUGUUGUUCUGAGUAAAUACAACCCAGAUGUGUACUCAAAUUUACUGUGUUUGUAAAAAUAAAUUGUAACACAGUAAAUAUAACUUUAUUAUUUGUCAAGUAAGUAGUGACUAUAAAAAAUCUUACUACCUUCUAUGUUAAAUAAAUGUAAUCUUUUUCCUAAAAACCAGAGGUUAUAGAAAUAACACUGAUAACAAUAAAAUUUUUAAUUAUGAAAAUUAAACAAAGCUACAUAUAAAUCCUUAAAAUCUUGUCUGUAGUUUAUUAGGUGUAGUUAAUUUGUAGGUGUCAAUCUUAAAAGUUGUGCUUGAGAAUAUUCAUUCCAUACUAUAGCAUUUCUUGUGUGUGGAUUCUGCUAGUCAGGACAUUUGUUUUAUGAAUGGUAAAAUAAAACGGUAACUUGCUGUAGGUAACGAUUCAAAGGCAAACACUGCUUUAUAAAAACAAUGCUGUGAUCACGUUCCCAAUGUAUUUAUAUAUUUUUUUAGUGCAUUUGUUAAUUUGUGAAGUUCAAAUGAGAAAUAAACUAUAAAAAAAUUACUGUGAA